This is a messenger RNA of Bursaphelenchus okinawaensis, 1281 nucleotides long. NCBI's taxonomy places the organism in Eukaryota, Metazoa, Nematoda, Chromadorea, Rhabditida, Aphelenchoididae. The record is from the annotation of a GenBank genome assembly.
AUGAGUCAUUCCUUGACUCUGAACUACGAGAAAUCUUUGAAUUUCGAGUCAUUUGGAGAUGGAGAACCUUGUGUUCUAGGUAUUGAUGAAGCCGGGCGAGGCCCAGUUUUGGGGCCAAUGGUGUAUGCUUGUGCUAUAUCUCCGUUGGCCAUGAAUAAGCAGUUCUUGGAGAUUGGUUUCAUGGAUUCUAAGACGUUGACUGAUAAGAAGCGUGCUGUUCUGUUUGAUAAAAUGAAAAGCGAUGCUAAUAAUAAGGUGAGGAAGUUGUUGUAGGCUUAACUUUUGUUAAUGGUCUUUGUUAUUUAACUUUGAAUUAAGUAUUAGUUUAUAUUAUAGUACGCAUUAUUAUUAUUUAUGGUUUUGCAGGUUUAGAAAUACGUUUGAAAUAUAUUGUUUUAGGUAGUCAGCUACUGUUUCGUCGAGAUCAGUGCAAGACAUUUGAGUAGUCGCAUGUUGUCUCGGUUUUCGAAACGAUCUCUGAACGAGAUUUCUCAUGAUAGUGCUGUUGCUUUGAUCAGACAAGCUUUGGAUUCUGGCAUAAACGUGACCGAAGUAAGUUACAUUGAACAAGGCAGUUUUAAAAUACAUUAAAUUGUUACGUUUAGUACUAUUAAGUAAGAUAGCGAAGCAUAAUUUAAAAAAAUAAAGUUAUGAUAAAGUCAAAAUGUUUACAUUUUAAUUUUAAUCUGUUCAUUUAGGUGUACGUGGAUACUGUAGGCCCAAAAGAUACCUACGAAGCCAAAUUGAAGAAGUUUUUCCCAAAACUUAAAAUUACAGUAUCCGAAAAAGCAGAUUCCCUGUUUCCUAUCGUUAGUGCAGCGUCCAUUGUGGCGAAAGUGACAAGAGAUACCCGACUCCAAGAGUUUGUUUUUGUCGAAAAUCAUCUGAACGAGAAGAAGGGGAUAUACGGUAGCGGGUAUCCAGGGGAUGCUGUUACUCAGAAGUAUCUGAUUGACAACAUCCAUCCCAUCUUUGGCUUCAAUUCAAUGGUCAGAUACAGCUGGAAACCUGCCAUUAAAGGAUUGAACAAGGCCGCUGUCAAGUGCACAUGGUAAGGUUUUGUGAUUCAAUAUUGUAAAUCGGUCUAAAUUUUCAAGAAUUGUUUGCAUAUAAAUCGUCUUUUUUGUACUGUACUUUCUAUAUCAUGCCUUAAUUUUAAGGGUAGACAACACGAAUCAGCAGAAGAUCUCGUCGUUCUUCCAAGUCAAAGCUGGUAACCGUGUCAUUCCACGAUGUAAAUACUUUAACGAUCGCAAACUAGAAUCGGCGGUAAACUUCUGA